AUGCCGCGGACGGCGGCGCCGGCGACGGCCCGCUUGCUCUGCUCCACGCCGCGAACGGCGGAGCCUUCCUACCUGCAGCCGACCUUCUCCUCGCUGCAGAAGGUGGCCCGCAGCGACUUCGACAUCCACGCCCACUUCGUGGACGGCGAUGCGCCGGCGGCGGACGGGCAGCGGUCGGCGCUUAGAACCGCGGGCACGCCGCACCAGUACGCGGCCGCCGCCGGCGGUCUGAAGCGGCCGCUCUCGGCGUCGCCGUUCCCGCUGGAGGUGACCGACGGCGUGGGCCCGGUCAGCCAGCAGCCCGCCAGCUUCCAGUACAAGCAGGAGCCGUCAGUGUACCCGUACAAGCACGAGCACCCGGGCUACCCGUACAAGCAGGAGCCGUCGGCGACUCCGUACCGCCAGGAGCGGCCAGGCGGCCCGUUCGCGCCGGACUCGAGCCCCGACCGUCAGUACGGCCCGGACCCGAGCGGCGGGCGCCUGUACCCCGUCGGGCCGCUCGACUCGCCGGCAGAGGCGGCGCUCGUCAAGCACAUCGAGAAGGUGCACGUGGACAGCCGCGGCGGAGACGAGUACACCUGCUUCUGGGCCGACUGCCCGCGCCAGCAGAAGCCCUUCAACGCCCGCUACAAGCUGAUGAUCCACAUGCGCGUCCACUCGGGAGAGAAGCCCAACCUGUGCUCGUACGACGGCUGCAACAAGGCGUUCUCGCGUCGGGAGAACCUGAAGAUUCACCUCCGAUCUCACACGGGCGAGAGGCCGUACAACUGCGAAUUUCCCGGCUGCCCUAAGGCGUUCUCAAACAGCUCUGACCGCGCGAAGCACCAGCGGACUCACAAAGAUGCGACCAACUCAUCGACCUGA
Messenger RNA from Pollicipes pollicipes, 864 nucleotides. RefSeq names its product zinc finger protein GLIS3. Gene Ontology annotation, biological process: regulation of transcription by RNA polymerase II. The transcript has 7 exons. Gene Ontology annotation, cellular component: nucleus. Bases 1 to 864 code for a protein of 287 amino acids. Lineage: Eukaryota; Metazoa; Arthropoda; Thecostraca; Pollicipedomorpha; Pollicipedidae. The record is from RefSeq and is a predicted model, not a curated record. Gene Ontology annotation, molecular function: DNA-binding transcription factor activity, RNA polymerase II-specific; RNA polymerase II cis-regulatory region sequence-specific DNA binding.